CGUUGAUGAGAAGAUUGGCCAGCUUCCAUCAGGCGCUGAUCGCAUAUGCCUUAAACAGGACGCUUAGCCGUUUUCAAUAUCGCAGCCACGUCCUGUUGCGUUGGAGAAAAGUGUGAUGUUAGAGAAAGCCAUACAGCAGAUGAUAUCCAGCGAUCUGGUAGAGCCAAUUAACUGUUCAGACUGGUUGCGUCCCAUGGUCACGGUCUUAAAGAAGGACGGUACUGUGCGCAUAUGCAAUGAUUUAAAAGAGUUGAAUAGUCAGCUUAUCAUCGAAAAUUUCCCUCUUCCUACAUUCGAUGAAUUGCUAGUCAAGAUUACUGGCGCCCGAUUUUUCUCAAAACUUGACCUGAAGAAGGCUUUCUUCCACAUGCCAUUAACACCAGAAUCGAGACCACUAACGGCUUUCCCAACAUCGAGCUGUCUGUUCCAGUACACAGUUUUACCAAUGAGGCUCAGCUCUGCUCCCGUAGCUUGACACGAGUUCAUGAAUCACACACUAGCAGAUCUACCGGGACAUGUCGUUUACAUGGAUGAUAUUUGCGUUUUCGUGCCAUCAAGAUAAGAG
Messenger RNA from Dicrocoelium dendriticum, 565 nucleotides. The record is from the annotation of a GenBank genome assembly. Lineage: Eukaryota; Metazoa; Platyhelminthes; Trematoda; Plagiorchiida; Dicrocoeliidae.